UAGACUAUUUGUCGAAAGAACGCGUAACAUGAAGUAUUUAACCAUCGCUUUGGUGGUGGCCAUUUUUGGUUUGGCCACUGUAACGGCUGCCAGCCAAAAAGUACGUUACGAUAACCAUCACGUCUAUCAAUUGCAAGCUGAAACUAAGCAACAAUUGGAGGUUCUUAAGAAUUUGGAAGGAGCUGAUAGUUCUUACAUUUUCUUGGAUGGUGUACACUAUUUGAACUCAAAGAUUCAUGUUGUUGUAGCACCCCAAAGUGUUCCUAAAUUUGUUGAAACUUUAGUUAAGAACUCGGUGCCUUAUACACUUGUGGAUACUAAUGCUCAAGCUUCUUUGGAAGAUGAUAUUGUAGCUGAUCCCAAGAGACGUACUGGUGACUAUACCUGGGAGGAAUAUCAUGAAUUGGAAGAUACCUACAAUUGGUUGCACUCUUUGGAAGCUAAAUACCCUAAUGUGGUUUCAUUAUUUGUAGCUGGUAAAACUUAUGAAGGACGUGAUAUUUUGGGUGUUAAGAUUUCCUAUGGACCUGGUAAGAAAGGCAUCUUCUUGGAAGGUGGUAUGCAUGCUCGUGAAUGGAUUGGCCCUGCCACCACUACCUAUAUACUCAAUCAAUUGUUGACCAGUGAGAAUAAGGAAGUACGCAUGAUUGCUGAAAGUUUCGAUUGGUAUAUUAUUCCUCAUGCAAAUCCUGAUGGUUAUGUCUUCACUCACACCACCAACCGUUUAUGGCGUAAGACUCGUACUCCUUAUGGUGAGUGCUUCGGUGCUGAUCCCAACCGUAACUGGGACUUCCAUUGGAAUGAAAUUGGUGCUUCUGACAAUCCCUGCACUGAUACCUAUGCUGGUCCUUCGGCAUUCUCCGAAAUUGAAACCAAAUCAUUGUCUGACUUCAUUGCUACUGAAUUGAAGGGUAAAAUCUUCUUGUUUGUUUCCUUCCAUUCCUAUUCGCAAUUGUUGUUGUUCCCCUAUGGUCACACCGGAGAAUUGCCACCAAAUUAUAGCGAUUUGAAGCGUGUAUUUGAUGUUGCCAUCGAUGCUGUCUCUCAACGUUAUGGUACCAAAUAUACUGGUGGUAAUAUUUAUGAUGCCAUCUAUCCUGCUGCUGGUGCUAGUCUCGAUUGGGCUUAUGGUACACAAGGUGUUAAAUAUGCCUAUUGCUAUGAAUUGCGUCCUUCUUCGACUGCUUUCUGGACUGGUUUCAAAUUGCCUGCUUCACAAAUUAUUCCCACUGGUGAAGAAACUAUGGAUUCUUUAAUGGCCAUGAUCAAGGAAGCUGGUAUUACAAAAUUCAUGUAAAUUUUUUAAUUAAAAUAAAUACGAAUAUUUUUUAUACAAAAUUUUUCUAAAA
This is a messenger RNA of Lucilia cuprina (Australian sheep blowfly), 1349 nucleotides long. Its product is annotated as zinc carboxypeptidase A 1-like. The transcript has a single exon. NCBI's taxonomy places the organism in Eukaryota, Metazoa, Arthropoda, Insecta, Diptera, Calliphoridae. Gene Ontology annotation, biological process: proteolysis. Gene Ontology annotation, molecular function: metallocarboxypeptidase activity; zinc ion binding. The record is from RefSeq and is a predicted model, not a curated record. The coding region runs from base 29 to 1297 and encodes 422 amino acids.